AUGAUGAUCAAACAUAUUUUAUUAAUUACUUUUAUGAUUGCAAUGUUUUCAUUUGCAGUUUAUGGUGAAAAUCAAGCAAUGCAAUUAACAAUUUCUCAAAUGAAAAAUUCAACAUGGACUGAUCAAGAUAUAUCUUAUUCUAUCUAUGUUGCUACUGUAACCAAUACUGGAACAUCAAUGGUUUAUGAUGCAACUAUAAUACCAGAAUCCAAUUUUAACAUUCAAAGAAGAUCUGAUCUUUGGAAAUUAGACUUUGUAGAAGCAAUUCCAAAAGAUUUACAACAUGCAAAAUUACAUUUCCCACAAUACAUUUCACAAAUCGGUUUAGCAUUUAACACCACAUUCACUUUCGGUUAUAUUACUAAAGGUUCAGAACCAGCAAUUUUCUCAAUCACUGAUCUCGUUUACACAAAAUAA
Messenger RNA from Dictyostelium discoideum AX4, 417 nucleotides. RefSeq names its product cellulose-binding domain-containing protein. Gene Ontology annotation, molecular function: carbohydrate binding. Lineage: Eukaryota; Evosea; Eumycetozoa; Dictyosteliales; Dictyosteliaceae. The coding region runs from base 1 to 417 and encodes 138 amino acids. The transcript has a single exon. The record is from RefSeq and is a predicted model, not a curated record.